CCGAAAUGCAUCUGCUUGUCUGUUGAGAGGAAAAUCAGGGUUCUGGCUCCCAAAUGUGAGGAGAAGAGGAGCCAGGAUUAACGGAGGACGAGGUCUCAGCGGGAGCAUGGGGAGGGCGGGCCCUAGAGCACCGCUCCUCCCCAAAACUAGGAAUCUGGAGCCUUAAGUCCUUCCUCAAAACAAGCCUUGAGGGCCCCAGGCCCAGGUCGGCGCCCAGGUGCGGGGACAGCGAGGUAACGGCAUCUCCCGUCGCUAAGUGCCCCCUUCCACUCCAGGCACACCUUCGCGUCCCAUCCGGAACCGCCCGGCGACAGAGGCAAAGCAGUUAGGGCGAAGGUCAGGAGUGGAUACCCCUACCCCAGGCACCAGACGCUGCCCCGGGCCCUUAACCUCCCCCGGGACUGGGCUAGAGCUCGGGGAGACCUUCCUGGUGCCCGCUCUCCUUGUGCGGAGCCGUGGGGGCGGCUCCAGCGCACCGUAGCAGCCCCACUUCGUCCUGGCCCGGGGGUGGCCGCGGGGGUGUUCGGCCCGUGGGGCAGGCCCCGGGCUCGCUGCGGCCGAGGGUCCAAUCCGACAGCUCCCCCGCGCCAGGCCGGGCUGCACGCUCUCCCUCCGUCCUGUGCCGACAGAUCCGGCGUGUCCUUGGUGGGGUGGGGGCGCAGGGAGGGGCGGCCACAGACCCUAAGGCCCUUUCAGAUGGUGGGAGGGCCUGAAGAAAGCGACAGCGAGUGCGGAGGGGAGGCUCCCUUAAGUGUCCGGGACAGAGGGACAGCGGGGGGCCAAGGCGGAGAUGAGAAGAGCCAGUGAUUGAGGGGAACCCGGAGGAAGCAGGGCGGGAGCCGCGGCCACGCACGGGAUGGAACCUUCCUCUAAACGUGCCGAAAGCUCACGGAAGGAAGCCGUUAGCCGCCCGGCUCCCAGUGCCCUGGGCUUUCCAGGCUCUUGUCCUGGGAGGGGACUGGGGGCGGUGGCCAGGCCCGCACUUCCCCGCCAGCCGCAGCUGGCCGCGUGCCCCUCCGACCGUCCGAGUUCUCCUCUAAAAAUGGGGCUGACAGCCGCUACCUCACAAGGUCCACGCCGGGCUCAUCCUGCUGCCUUCCUCCCCGACAGGACUCCGCCACCCUCCCUCAGGAUGCCCGAGGGCCCGGAGCUGCACCUGGCCAGCCAGUUUGUGAACGAGGCCUGCAGGGCGCUGGUGUUCGGGGGCUGCGUGGAGAAGUCCCCCGUCAGCCGCAACCCCGAGGUGCCCUUUGAGAGCAGCGCCUACCGCAUCUCGGCUUCCGCACGUGGCAAGGAGCUGCGCCUGACUCUCAGCCCCCUGCCUGGGGCCCAGCCCCCCCAGGAGCCGCUGGCCCUGGUCUUCCGCUUCGGCAUGUCUGGCUCCUUCCAGCUGGUUCCCCGCAGGGAGCUGCCACGCCACGCCCACCUGAGCUUUUACACGGCUCUGCCCGGCCCCCAGCUCGCCCUGUGUUUCAUGGACAUCCGCCGGGUUGGCCACUGGGAUCUUGGGGGCAAGUGGCUGCCGGGCCGCGGGCCCUGCGUCUUGCAGGAGUACGAGCAGUUCAGGGAGAAUGUGCUAUGAAACCUAUCAGACAAGGCCUUUUACCAGCCCAUCUGUGAGGCCCUCCUGGAGCAGAGGUUCUUCAAUGGCAUUGGCAACUAUCUGUGGGCGGAGAUCCUGUGCCAGCUGAAGAUCCCUCCCUUUGAGAAGGCCCGCUCAGUCCUGGAGGCCCUGCAGCAGCCCAGGCUGAGCCUGGAGCUGACCCUGAGCCAGAAGAUCAAGGCCAAGCUGCAGAGCCCUGACCUGCUGGAGCUGUGCCACUCAGUGCCCAAGGAAGUGGUCCAGCUGGGGGGCAAAGGCUACGGGUCAGAGAGCGGGGAGAGGGACUUUGCCCCUUUUUGCGCCUAGCUCCCGUGCUAUGGCAUGCCGGGCAUGAGCUCCCUGCAGGACCAGCAUGGCCACACCAUCUGGUUCCAGGGGGAUCCUGGACCAUUGGCACCCAAAGGGGGCGAGUCCUGAAAAAAGAAAUCCAAGGCCACACAGCUUCCUGAGGAUGGAGUGGAGGACCGUCCACCUCCAAGCAAGGCCCCUUCCAGGACACUUAGGGCAAAGAGAGACCUUCCUGAGAGAACUGCAACCCAGCGGCCUAAGGCGACCAGCUUCCAGCAGGACCCAGAGGCUCCCAAAAUCCCCAAGAAGGGGAGGAGGAAGGGACGACAGGCAGCCUCUGGCCAGCGCAGACCUCGGAAGGCCAAGGCUGACACCCCAUCCUUGGAACUGGAGGGGACCUCAGCCUCUUAG
Molecule: messenger RNA, 2302 nt
Organism: Callithrix jacchus (white-tufted-ear marmoset)
Lineage: Eukaryota; Metazoa; Chordata; Mammalia; Primates; Cebidae
Source: RefSeq, a predicted model, not a curated record